AUGUCGGCGCCCGUCGCAGCAACUGCCUCGCCAGCUACAGCCCCACAGGAAGCCGCCGACUACCGGCCGACACUGGCCCCCCGUGGCCAGACAACUUCGUCGUCGUCGUCGAGUUCCUCCGUGAGCGAAGCGGACCAACCAACUUCAGAGCCGAACAAGCUCACACGACCGCGUUUGGGGAGCAGGAAGUCCAGUGGCACAAUCAUAAUACCUCGCGACAGCGAGCAGGUCGAACUGAAGGAGGAGGAAUAUGAUGAUGGAGACGCAAGAACCAUGAGCCCACGGCGUAGCAGUGAGGAGAUCGAGAGAAUGGGUCAAGAGGCUCGACAAGCACUCAUCGAGCAAGCAAAAGCCCUUCAACAGAGCCUCAUGCAGAUCGUCGACCGCGUCGAGAUUGUCAAGUCGGAACACGAGAAACUGGAAGGAGGCAACAAGUUCCUACAAUCGUACAUUGGCGAGCUCAUGCAGACGAGCAAAAUCACCUCCGUCGGCGCCCCGAAGGCCAAAGGCAAAGGCAAGGUUCGCGCUAUGAAAUAGGAACCAGCGCUAGCAUUUCCACUUCCCGCAGCACGACGCUGUCAGACUCCGUGGAGCUGAUCCUAGCAGCCUCUUGCCUCUCCAAACCGCACACUGAGACGACUUGAGCAAACAAAACCAUCACGGCCUGACCAUGACUGCACGUAGUCGCUUGCGGCUUAACAACGCACACACACACAUUUUGUUCUUUACGAGCGUAGCAUUUAACGGCACUGGGCGGGUCCAUCGGCGUUGAUCCUUCCGUUUCUUUCGACCCAUUCCAUUGCCUAGGUCGUACUUUUGCUUUCCCCGGUGGGAAUGGAAUUUCAGGACCCUAUCGACUGCAUACCAAGAAAAGAUCGCGUAGACUGCUUUUUUCUCUUCGCCUUUUAUGUCUUAAUAUCCGACAUCACUGCCUAUUGCAGUCUUUUUGCAGCUGCUCAUUUUUCGGGGGUAUC
This is a messenger RNA of Westerdykella ornata, 974 nucleotides long. Its product is annotated as bZIP transcription factor. Gene Ontology annotation, cellular component: trans-Golgi network. Lineage: Eukaryota; Fungi; Ascomycota; Dothideomycetes; Pleosporales; Sporormiaceae. The record is from RefSeq and is a predicted model, not a curated record. The transcript is spliced from 3 exons. Bases 1 to 537 code for a protein of 178 amino acids.